Molecule: messenger RNA, 6390 nt
Organism: Girardinichthys multiradiatus
Lineage: Eukaryota; Metazoa; Chordata; Actinopteri; Cyprinodontiformes; Goodeidae
Gene: atp7b
Product: ATPase copper transporting beta
Exons: 20
Coding region: 50-3991 (1313 amino acids)
Biological process (GO): monoatomic cation transport; copper ion homeostasis
Cellular component (GO): membrane
Molecular function (GO): P-type divalent copper transporter activity; ATP binding; copper ion binding
Source: RefSeq, a predicted model, not a curated record
GGGAAGAUAAACCGAACACCACCGCAGCUCAGCUCAGCCCAGCUCAGACAUGUUUUCGCCAAAGGGGUCCAAAAAGCAGUCCGGGUUCGAGCCCGGGGCUCCCCGCGGUUCUGUGGAGCAGAUCUGUAUGGUUGAAUGUGGCUGUAAGCCGGUGUGCACCUGCGGCUCUAACUGCGACCUGACACAGUGUGUGGCAGAACUGAAGACGAAUGGUCCUGACGUCGACCAAACAGGCUUUGACAACUUGGCUUAUGAAUAUGGAAGCCAGAGUGAACUCUCCAACCUAUCUCUCCAGCCUAUCUCCAGAGCCAGUUUCAAACUUCUGGGACUCACCUCUACACAACAAGCUGUGGAAACCACACUUAGCCAUCUUAAUGGGCUGUUUGCCAUCAUCUGGUCUGUAUCAGAUAGUUUACUUCAGGUGGACUACAAUACCUCAAUUACCACAACCAAAGAGAUCGCCCUGCAACUGCAGAAGCUGGGAUGCAGAGUUGAAGCAGCCCUACGGAUCAAAGUGGAUGGGAUGCGCUGCCAGUCCUGCGUCCAGGCCAUCGAGGGACAGGUUGGAGGGCUUCCAGGAGUCUCACACAUCCAGGUGUCUCUUCAGAACAGAGUAGCUCUAAUAGUAUAUCAGCCUCCCCUUGUUACACAGCAGGAGCUGAGAGAUAAGAUCAAAGAUAUGGGGUUUGAAACUACAUUGUUCCCUGAGGAUUCGUCUGAUGGAGAUCUGAGAUACUGGCAGAGUGGCUUAUUGAAUGUACCCAUUCAGACUGAAACUGUCUGGAUUGGAGGGAUGACUUGCAGCUCAUGUGCGCAGUCCAUAGAGGGCAGGAUCUGUCAAAUGAUUGGAGUGAAGUCCAUAAUGGUGUCGUUGAAGGAAAAAAGGGGAACAAUAAGUUUUGACCCCAGUCUGACUGAUCCAGAGUAUGUUAGGGCAGCUAUAGAGGAAAUGGGCUUUGACGCGACGCUUAAAGAGCCACUUUGGAGUCAAGAAAAUCAAGACCUUGCAGACCUCCGCUUUUCCAACAGGAUGGGAAUGAGCAACGGUGCUGAAUCUCAGGUAACCUCUGUAAGCUGCCGCCCUGAUUCCCCUGAAAUGAAAGCGCAGAAAUGCUUCAUUUCUGUGACGGGAAUGACCUGCGCCUCCUGCGUGGCUAACAUUGAGAAACACUUGCUCAAACACAAGGGAAUCGUCUCCGUCCUGGUGUCUCUAAUGGCCGGAAAGGCAGAGGUGAAGUACGAUCCGAACCUCCUUGAUCCAGCUGGAGUGACUCAGUUCAUAGAGGACAUAGGCUUUGGUGCCAAACUGUUAGAAGACAAUGCAGUGACACACGGGAAACUGGACCUGCAGAUAAUAGGAAUGACGUGUGCUUCAUGUGUGCACAAAAUUGAGUCCCAGCUCACCACAACCAAAGGCAUCCACUCGGCCUCAGUGGCCCUGGCCACCAAAAACGCUCACAUCCAGUUUGACCCAGAGCUGCUCGGAGCUCGUGAUAUUGUCAGGAUAAUCCAGAGCCUUGGAUUUGAGGCCAGUCUGGAGAAGGCUGGAUUCAAGAACAACCUCGAUCACUCAGGGGAAAUUCAUCAGUGGAAGAACUCCUUCAUGCUCAGCUUGGUCUUUGGCCUGCCCGUCAUGGGCCUCAUGAUCUACAUGAUUAUAAUGGACAUCCAGCACAAAGAGCAGGGAGGCUCCAUGCCUGAGGAACAGAAUGUGCUGCCGGGUCUUUCCCUCAUCAACUUGGCCUUUUUCCUGCUCUGUACACCUGUGCAGAUUUUCGGAGGCCGGUACUUCUACAUCCAGGCAUAUCGCUCAUUAAAACACCGCACAGCCAACAUGGACGUGCUGAUCGUGUUGGCCACCUCCAUUGCCUACAUCUAUUCUUGUGUGGUCCUUGUCGUGGCCAUGGCGGAGCAGGCCAAGCAGAGUCCAAACACCUUUUUCGACACUCCACCUAUGCUCUUUGUGUUCAUCGCUCUCGGACGAUGGCUGGAGCAAAUUGCAAAGAGUAAAACCUCAGAAGCUUUGGCCAAAUUAAUGUCACUACAAGCCACUGAUGCCACUGUGGUCAUUUUAGGACCCGAUCGCUCUGUUGUCAGUGAGGAGCAGAUGGUGGUGGAGCUGGUCCAGCGGGGCGACAUCGUCAAAGUCGUCCCAGGAGGGAAGUUCCCUAUUGACGGAAAAGUGAUUGAGGGAAGCUCUAUGGCGGAUGAGUCCUUAAUUACAGGCGAGCCGAUGCCUGUCAGUAAGAAGGUGGGCAGCUUGGUGAUUGCAGGCUCCAUUAACGCUCACGGUGCUCUUCUGGUGGAAGCCACUCACGUUGGUGCUGAAACAACUCUGUCUCAGAUAGUUAAACUGGUUGAAGAAGCUCAAACAUCAAAGGCCCCGAUCCAACAGUUUGCAGACAAAAUCAGCGGAUACUUUGUGCCCUUCAUUAUUCUUGCAUCCCUGCUCACGCUGGUGGCCUGGAUGGCCGUAGGGUUUGUCAACUUUGAUAUCGUGAUGGAGCACUUUCCGGGUUACAACCCGAACAUCUCCAAGGCAGAAGUUAUCGUCCGCUUCGCCUUCCAGGCAUCCAUCACGGUUCUGUCUAUUGCCUGCCCCUGCUCUCUGGGUUUGGCGACCCCGACGGCUGUAAUGGUUGGAACAGGAGUCGGGGCUCAGAACGGGAUGCUCAUCAAAGGAGGGGAGCCGCUGGAGAUGGCACACAAGAUCAAUGUAGUGAUGUUCGAUAAGACCGGUACCAUAACAAACGGCUUACCGAAGGUGACCCGUGUGCUGGUGUUGUGGGAAAUGGCCCGCAUGCCCCUGAGAAAGAUCCUGGCACUGGUCGGCACAGCAGAGGCCAGCAGCGAGCACCCGCUGGGCAUGGCAGUUGCUAAUUAUUGCAAAGACGAGCUGGGCUUGGAUGUUCUUGGACACUGCCGGGACUUCCAGGCGGUUCCCGGCUGCGGGAUAAGCUGCCAGGUGUCCAACGUGGAACAUCUGCUGCAGCAGAGCGACGAGCGUUUUUUUAUGCCGGGGGUAACCACAGAAGAAAGCAACCUUUUCCCUACUGAGGAGACCUCCUCUGCAGUUGAGGGAGCAUCUUACUCUGUCCUGAUUGGGAACAGGGAAUGGAUGAGGAGGAAUGGCCACCACAUCCAAGCAGAUGUCGAUGCUGCCAUGAUGAGCCACGAAACCAAAGGCCAGACCGCCAUACUGGUGGCCAUAGAAGGUGUUUUAUGUGCCAUGUUGGCCAUUGCAGACACGGUGAAAGCGGAAUCAGCGUUGGCGGUGCACACCCUGAGCAGCCUCGGCAUCGAGGUGGCCAUGAUAACCGGAGAUAACAGGCGAACAGCCAAAGCCAUAGCAGCGCAGGUGGGGAUCAGGAAGGUGUUUGCAGAGGUGCUGCCUUCACAUAAGGUGGCCAAAGUUCAGGAGCUGCAGGACCGAGGCCUUCGAGUGGCCAUGGUAGGAGAUGGUGUCAACGACUCGCCCGCCUUGGCCUGCGCUGAUGUCGGCAUCGCCAUCGGCACCGGCACAGACGUGGCCAUCGAAGCGGCCGACAUUGUCCUGAUCCGGAACGAUCUGCUGGACGUGGUGGCCAGUAUUGAGCUCUCCAAGAAGACGGUGCGAAGAAUCAGGAUUAAUUUUGUCUUCGCUCUCAUCUACAACCUUCUAGGGAUUCCAGUGGCUGCAGGUGUGUUCAUGCCUGCUGGCCUCGUCUUGCAGCCUUGGAUGGGCUCGGCUGCCAUGGCCGCCUCGUCUCUGUCAGUGGUCCUGUCUUCUCUGCUGCUGAGGAUGUAUAAAAAGACACCCAUCGAGCUGUACGAAUCCCGUGCAAGAGGCCAUAUGAGAAGCCUUAGGUCAUCUCAGAUAAGCACGCAUCUGGGCCUGGAUGGGCAGCGGCGCAGCCCGGCACUCCCCAAUACCCCUCGAGCACAGAUGGGCCAGAGACCGUCUACCCAGGAGCUACUCGCUGCUGGAUCACCGGACGGCAGACGAUUUUAACUUGUAAAAAAGGGAAAUUAUUUCUUUUAUUUUCAAAUUCAGUAAUGUUCUUUGUGUAAAUGUUUAAAAAUAUAUUUAUUUAAAUACUGUUUUUCUGCUCGUAAACUUAAAAUUAUGUUUUAUUUCAAGUUAUUUUUCCUGGAUUAUUUUAGCACAUAGCAGCCAUAUGCAAUGUUUCAAGAAACGAAACUUCAACUUAAGCUGCCGUGCCACAUUUGUGAUGUGAGUGACAGUGUUGGUCUGCGAGGUUCUAGAAAUCCACUUGAUUUAUCGGAUUUUGUGCAUCCACAGCUCAGUCUUUCAAACAGAAGAAUCCUCUGUAAUGUUGUUGUUUUUUUUAGCCUCUUAAACAAGUGAAGGAGAAGAAGAGUGCUGGAGAAUGCCAGGGAAUUUUUGUUCCCCACUUGUAUUUAAAGACCUGCCAGGAAUAAUUAAUGUGGCGCAUUAAUCAAAAGGUCUUGCUCAAGGAUUCUAUAGUUAUCCAGGAAAAAUGAGCUUUUUCACUGUGAGUAGACUGCAGACGUAUUAAUUUGACUCUUGUCUUGUACUCAGACCUCAUAAUAGGCUUCUUUUUUCACAGCAGUCUGACAUGUGUUAGCAGGAAGAGCAGAGGAACACUUCAGACAAAGCCAUUAAUAAUGUUACUGAUUACACAUGCUAAGACAAGCCCGAAGAGCAAUAGCCAGUUCCAUGGAAGUUUGUAGUAUUUCACAAAAGUGAGUUCACCCCUCACAUUUUUGUGAAUAUUUCUCAUAUCUUUUCAUGGGACAACACUGAAGAUAUGACACUUUGAUAUAAUGUAAAGAAGUCAGUGUUCAGCUUUAUAACAGUAUAGAUUUUCUGUCCCCUACCAAAAACUUCAGCACACAGCCAUCACUGUGUAAACCGCUGGCAACAAAACUAAGUAUACCCCUAGUGAAAAUGUCCAAAUUGUGCCCAAUUAGCCAAUUUCCCCUCUCUGUGUCAUGUGACUCAUUGGUGUUAGAAGGUGUCAGGUGUGAAUGGGGAGCAGGUGUGUUAAAUGUGGUGUUAUCACUCUCAUACUGGUCACUGGGACAUGGCACCUCAUGGCAAAUAACUCUCUGAGGAUCUGAAAGAAGAAUCGUUGCUGUACAUAAAAAUUGCCUAGGCUAUCAGAAGAUUGCCAACACCCUGAAACUGAGCUGCGGCAUGGUGGCAACAACCAUACAGCAGUUUAAAAGGACAGGCUCUACUCGAGACAGGAAUUAGCAUGGUCAACCAAAGAAGUGGUAUACAUGUGCUUAGCAUCAUAUCCAGAGGUUGGGUUUUGAAAAUAUACAUAUGAGUGCUGCCAGCAUUGCUGCAGAGGGUGAAGGGGUCAGCCUGUCAGUGGUCAGACCGUUAGCCGCACUGCAUCACAUUGGUCUGCCUGGCUGUUGUCCCAGAAGGAAGCCUCUUAUAAAGAUGAUGUACAAGAAGUCCCACAAACAGUUUGCUGAAGACAAGCAGGCUAAGGACAUAGUGGAACCAUGUUCUGUGGUCUGAUUGAGACCAAGAUAAACUCAUUUGGUUCCGAUGGUGUCCAGCAUGUGUGUCAGCAACCAGUUGAGGAGCACAACAAGAAGUCAGCACUGCCUACAGUCAAGCAUGGUGGUGGGAGUGACAUGGUUUGGGCUGCAUGUGUGCUGCCGGCUGUGGGGGGCUACAGUUCAGUUAGGGAACCAUGAAUGCCAACAUGUACUGUGACAUACUGAAGCAGAGCAUUAUCCUCUCCCUACAGAAACAGGACUGUAGGGCAGUAUUCCAACAUGAUUACGACCCCAAACACACCUGCCCUGCUGAAGAAACUGAGGGUAAAAGUCCUGGACUAGGUAAGCAUUUCUGCAAACCUAAACCCUAUUGAGCAUCUGUGGGAACCCUCAAACAGAAGGUGGAGGGUUGCAAGGUCCAUGAUGUCAUCAUGGAGAAGUGGAAGAGGACUUCAAUGGUAACCUGUGAAGCUCUAGUAAACUCAAUGUCCAUGAGAGUUAAGGCAGUGCUGGAAAAUAAUGGUGGCCACACAAAAUAAUGACACUUUGGGUACAAUGUGGACAUUUUCCCUUAGGGCUGUUCUCGCGUUUGUUGCCAGCAGUUUAAACAUUAAUGGAUGUGUGUUGAGUUAUUUUAAGGGGACAGCAAAUGUACACUGUUAUAUAAGCUGUACACUGAGUACAUUGUAUCAAAGUGCCAUAUCUUAAGUGUAGUCACAUGAAAACAUAAAAAUGUUUUAUAAAAAUUUGAGUAUUAUACUCCCUUUUGAGAGACAUUGUAAAUAUGCUUUUAUGAAUAAAAUUACAACCAACCUGCAAUUUUAGUUCACACCCUUUAUUGUUUAAUAAAGCAUUGCAUAACAUUUAAAAAAUGUAACAUUUUUCUAAAAUAAAAUUAAGGUAAUUUUG